AGAUAGCAAGUUAACUAUGGUCAUUCCGUCUUUACAGCUAUAUCUCGUGUAUGCUACAUAUAGUUUGGCAGAUUCUUUUGAGGAUGACAAGGCCAAAAUUCUCAUGAUACUGUGUGCGAGCCCGGAUCCUAAAGAGCUCCACAAAACCAUCUCUACUCUAGAGUAUGGAGCCAAAGCGAAAUGUAUUGUCCGUGGCCCUCAUACGCCGUUGAAAGAGAAAGGCGCAGAAGAUUCCUCAUCCGCAGUUGUUCUGGUGUCGAGAAUUGCAGCUAUGGAUCAGUUCAUUUGCAAGCUGCAAAUGGAGAACAAACUCAAAGAGAAAGAGUGUAAUGAAGCAAAGAGAAAGAUUAUGAAGAAAGAAGAAGAAAUUGCUACACUAAGGUCUAAGCAUGAAUUAGCAGUAGUACAAGGGGGAGUGGAGAAAACUGAUGAGGAUAUCAUUGUUAAAGUUAACGAGCGAACUCUGAUGUUGAAACAUGAAUUCGAAAAGAAGAUACAACAAUGUCAGAAAACGGCAAAUGAAUUUGUAGAGAUGGAAAGGAGGAAGAUGGAAGAAAGAAUGUUCGAACAGCAACAAGAGUUUGAAAUGCUCAGGAGGCGCUUGGAGGAGAUUGAGGCUGAGCUUUGGCAUUCAAGGGUUGAUGACAACAGAUCGACAGAAGUGGAGGAGGAGAAUAGUUUCGCGAAAACGCUGCUGGAUAUUUACUCUGAAGACGCAGGAAUGGUGAAAUCUAUGGACUUGGACAGAUCUAUUGACAUGGACUCAGGAAAGCGGGACACAGUGGUCUAUAAUCCAAGAGAAGUUGAAGAUCCUUCUAUCUUAUUGCAACAUUUUACCAACAAAUCGUGUUUGUACACUGUGUUCGAGGAUGAAGAAGAAGAUGAAAGCGACGUUAGUGAGGGGGACAAAGAGAAUCCUCAUGUUGAGGAGGUGCAAAAAGAGGUUAUUGAGGAAAAGACAAUAUGUUCUGAUGAUCUUUCUAGUGAUGCAGCCCCGUCGAGAAAAGAGCUAAUUCAGAAUAUAUUCAAACUUUGUGGAAAUUCUAGAGAACUUUCUCAGCAGUGUAGAACACCGUUUCCUGCAGAAAAGAAAGUUAAAGGCGCUCAAUCGAAAUCACCUCCAGUUAAGGAAAUUGGAGAGGAUUCACCUUUAAGAAAAUGUCAUAAUGAUUCAAAGGAGAACUUCAACCCGACAUUUGAAAGCAUAGGCGCUGCUGAUCUGGAAGUGCAUGUGAAAUGGGAAGCUGCGUCGUUAAAGGAAAAUCCUGAGUUAAUCACCACACUAAAGGUUGUUAAAGGUUCAACUUUAGCUGAUUUGCGCAAGCUGAUUGAGAUAUAUCUUGGUGCUGACAAUCAAGAACUCAAUUUCCUGGAUAUGUCUGGUGCUCCAGUGCCCAAAGAACAGGAGGCAAUCACACCAGUAAGUGAGCUGCCGAGGUUCAAUAACCAGUCGAAUGGACACCUAGCUUGUUUGCAGUCAGUGAAGGGAACCGAGCGGCUCAGUUACCUGCCAUUUACUCCAUUGGAAAAUAAGCUUCCAUUUACUUUAAAGUCACAUGGUAUAGAGGCAGGUAUUUGAUUUUUGCCUAAAGUAGGCGAGCCACCGGAGUUUCCCUUUGUCGUCACUAUCAAAAGAUAUCUCAGUGACUAAUUAGUUGAUAUGGUUGUAUAAAUUUGUGAGCAUAUAAGUGAUCUUAUGCUCAAAUAUAUGUGUUGUUUUGCUCUGAAGUACACUUACAAGAUUGUGCAUGUAAGUAUUUGGUUUUACUAUGGAGUAAACCUGUAAUCAUAUGCUCAAAUAUAUGAUUUGUUUU
Molecule: messenger RNA, 1814 nt
Organism: Nicotiana tabacum (common tobacco)
Lineage: Eukaryota; Viridiplantae; Streptophyta; Magnoliopsida; Solanales; Solanaceae
Source: RefSeq, a predicted model, not a curated record